GAUAAAUAUCUACACAUAAGAUGGAUCAAACUAAACAAAAAAUGACGAAGCCUUUUCUUCUCUUUUGCAUUGUCGUCUCCUCUUACUUCAAUUGCAUCAAACUCUGCUCCUCCUUCGACAGCAAUAACAUCUUUGAUGCAUGUCCAACGGAUGAUUCAAAACGUCAAACCAUAUUCAUGAACGGGUUCCCAUGCAAGAACCCGACAAACAUUUCAGCCUCGGAUUUCAAGACCUCGAGGCUGAACCACGUGGGAAACACAGACAACUUCGACCUGUCCUCCACCACCAUCGUCACCGCCGCGGACUUCCCGGGCCUCAACACCCUCGGCCUAUCGGUUGCCAGGACCGACCUGGAAGUGGACGGCAUGGUGGUGCCACACUCGCACCCGAGAGCAUCCGAGAUGAUCUUCGUUAGCAAAGGUGUUGUGUUUGUUGGAUUUGUGGAUGCCGCCAAUAAACCGUUUCAGAAGGUUCUUAAGGAAGGUGAUGUGUUUGUGUUUCCUAAAGGUCUGCUUCACUAUUGCUUGAAUUCUGGGUUCGAGUUGGCUACUGUGUUUUCUGUGCUCAACAGCCAAAACCCUGGUGUGGUUAGUAUCUCAAAUGCUAUGUUCGACUUCGAUGAUUCGGAGGCAAUGAAAAUGCUAAAGAAGAAAUUGAUCUCUCUUUCUACGCAUGAGAACGAUCAACAAUGUGACUCGUUCCGGGACUUGUGAUUUUAAAUGAAGCUAAGGGUUGAAACAACUACUAUGUUUGUGAAUGAUCUAAUACUAAUAUACUGAAAUAACUGUCUCUGCA
Molecule: messenger RNA, 795 nt
Organism: Cornus florida
Lineage: Eukaryota; Viridiplantae; Streptophyta; Magnoliopsida; Cornales; Cornaceae
Product: germin-like protein subfamily 3 member 4
Exons: 1
Coding region: 21-713 (230 amino acids)
Cellular component (GO): cell wall
Molecular function (GO): manganese ion binding
Source: RefSeq, a predicted model, not a curated record